This is a messenger RNA of Nerophis ophidion (straightnose pipefish), 8552 nucleotides long. RefSeq names its product proprotein convertase subtilisin/kexin type 5-like. Gene Ontology annotation, molecular function: serine-type endopeptidase activity. The transcript has 36 exons. Gene Ontology annotation, cellular component: Golgi membrane; trans-Golgi network. The coding region runs from base 1 to 5595 and encodes 1864 amino acids. Gene Ontology annotation, biological process: peptide hormone processing. Lineage: Eukaryota; Metazoa; Chordata; Actinopteri; Syngnathiformes; Syngnathidae. The record is from RefSeq and is a predicted model, not a curated record.
AUGGAUCCAAAAAGGUACAAGAAACCUGGCUAUGGCUGUGGACAAUGCAAUGGCAAAGGAACGCUGGAGCUAGGUGGCGGUGACGAGGUCGGCGCCCUUGGCGUGGCGGACGACCAUGUAGCGGCCAUAUCCCUGGCCGACGAGGAGGGGGACGUGUCUGUUAUUAGAACAGAAAGAGACCGCUUAAAUAGCAGUGACAUUGGAGACCUGAAGUUUUACGUAUUUCGCCACCGCGAUACCCCAAGGCGGUCCACGGUGCCCAACAAUGUGGCGACAACUAACAUGGCCAUGGAGACCAAGCUCUGCAGGCACAAACCCAAACUCUGCCGGUCCCCUAUGAAUAUUGCUGGGGCCUGGAGGAGGGGGUUCACUGGCAGGGGUGUUGUGGUGUCCGUCCUAGAUGAUGGCAUCGAUGGAGAGCAUCCAGACCUUAAACCAAAUUACGAUCCUCUCGCCAGCUUUGAUGUGAACGGACAACGCCGACGUCCUCCUCCGAGUUAUUACGGGACCGCUGCCAACUACCACGGGACUCGGUGCGCGGGGAUAGUGGCCGCUGCAAUCCACUCGCCGUGCACAAUGGGAGUGGCUUUCCGAGCACGGAUCGGGGGCGUCCGGAUGCUGAAUGGGCUGGAGGGGGAAACGACGGACAUCGUGGAGGCGCAAGCGCUGAGCUUCAAACCUCAACACGUGGAUGUUUAUUUAGCUGGCUGGGGGCCGCAAGACGAUGGCGCCACUGUGGAUGGACCCGGGCCUGUGACUCGCCUCGCUUUGCAGAACGGCAUUGAAACAGGCCGACACGGUAGGGGCUCUGUUUAUGUCUGGCCGACGGGAAACGGCGGUGAAAAAGGUGAUCAGUGCUCGUGCGACGGCUACAGCAACAGCAUCUACACCAUCUCCAUCAGCAGCAUCCAGCACAGGAAUGAGGCAGACUAUCAGGAGAGGUGCUCAUCAACGCUGGCUACAGCUUCCACUCCGGAGGAGAUUCCGGUGUUGGCUCCACAGCAGCGCUGCGGCAAAGCUAAAUCCGGGUCGGCCCCCUCGGCUUCCAUGGCUGCCGGUGUCAUAGCGCUCACGCUGGAGGCAAACCCUCUGCUAACCUGGAGAGACGUGCAGCACAUCAUUGUUCUGACGUCAGAUGCCCGUCAGCUUGUGGCGGCCGACUGGAGCACGAAUGGCGCCGGACACAAAGUGAGCCACCUGUACGGCUACGGCAUGCUGGAUGCUGAGCGCCUGGUAUUGCAGGCUAAGCGAUGGAGAUCAGUCCCCACACAGCAUGUGUGUGUGGCGGAGGCACCCGCCCAAUUAAACAGAAUCAUUCAUCCAGGCACCGUGCUGACGUCAGCGUUGGAGACCGCCGGCUGCUCCGGCACGUCCAAGCAGCACGUCCGAGACGUGGAGCACGUGGUGGUGCGUGUCACCGUCGCAUGCGGUCGUCGUGGCGACCUUUCCAUCACGCUCACGUCACCUUCGGGCACCGUGUCGCAACUUCUGAACAAAAGGCCUCGUGACAACUCCACCGAGGGAUUUCACGAGUGGGAAUUCAUGACAACUCAUUGCUGGGGGGAACAGGCCACUGGGGAGUGGACCUUGAGAAUUCGUGAUUCACCCUCUGGAGGGAGAGAAAACUUUGAACCAGGGAUGCUGAAGAAGUGGUCUCUGGUGAUUUAUGGCACUGCAGAGCCACUGUAUCCCAUUCAUCGCCGGCAAAGGCGAUCGGCUGAGAUGGCGAAGGAUGAGGACUUCACUGAAGAAUACACUGGACCCUGCGACCCAGAAUGCAGUGAUGAUGGUUGCCAAGGUCCCGGCCCCAGGCUGUGUGUCACGUGCUCCCACUUUUUCCUUAAAUUCAAGAACAACACACGGAUAUGUUUGUCAGAGUGUCCCAGGGGAUUCUGGGGAGACCGGCGACGAUGUAAGCGAUGCUACUUCUCCUGUGAUAGCUGUACAGGAAGUCGUAGUGAUCAAUGCACCUCAUGUCAACCCCGCUACCACCUGACUGAGGAGACCAAUACGUGCACUGCUGUCUGCCAGGAAGACUAUUACCUGGACCAUGAUGCAAAUAUGUGCAGAAAGUGCAGCGAGAACUGCUUGAGGUGUACCUCCUCCAGCGUCUGCACUGAAUGCAAAACAGACAUGAGCCUGCGCGGGAACCGAUGCCAGCGGAGCUGCGCGCCAGCAUUCUACCACGACGAGGGGGAGGGUCUGUGCAAAGCUUGCCACCGGGUCUGCGCCGCUUGCGCAGGUGCAGGCGUUGAGGCGUGCACACGAUGUGCAGAAGGUUACUUAAUGGAGGAAUGGAGGUGUGUUCCCAACUGCAGUGGCGGCUUCUUCGCCACGGAGCCAAACCUGGAGAUAGCUGACGGGCACAGGAUGUGUAGGAGGUGCGACGCCAGCUGUCUCACCUGUGUCGGACCGAGCCUGGCCAACUGCAGCAGCUGUUCCAGUGGCCACAGCCUGCAGGAUGGGGAGUGUGUUCUCAACACGGCAUGCGCAGAUGCAGAGUUCCAAGACAGUAACGGGGAGUGUCACCCGUGUCACCCGACAUGUCUGAAGUGCACAGGACCACAAGACUGGGAGUGCAUCAGCUGUGUUGCUUCACGCGCUCUGGACGAGGGUCAUUGCCUAGUCGAGUGCGCCAAGGGCAAGUAUGAGUCGGGUCGGCGGUGCCACUUGUGUGAUCACACCUGCGCCACUUGUGUAGAGGCGGGGCCGGCCAACUGCACCAGCUGUGACACUGACAAGUUUGGAAUGGAGCGUUACCUGCACGAGGGCAACUGUGUCGACACCUGUCCCGAGGCUUUUUACCACACCAAGGACAGGAACUGUGAGCCCUGCUCGGACCACUGCAAGCUCUGCACAAGUUUCGACCACUGCCUGAAGUGUAACUCCUCCUAUUACGUCUCAGAGGGGUCGUGCGUCAAGCUGGAGUGUGGAGAAGGCAUGCUUGGUCACAUGACUACCUAUGAGUUUGUUGAAGUAACCGAAAAGAUGAAUUACUUCCCUCUUUUAGGAGAAGUCGAAGAUCCGGACUACAGCGACUGCAUGGCGUGCGAGGAAGGCUGCAGGCAGUGUGUCUUAUAUAACCCCAGGCAUUGCCUGUCCUGCAAAGACGGCUUUUACAAUUUCCAGGAUGGCUGCUACAAAAACUGCCCCGCUAAAACGUACAGCGUAGAGGAGGAGAUGGCCUGCGUUCCGUGUGACGACAACUGUGUGAGCUGCGACCAGCACGAGUGCUACUGGUGCGAGACUGACCUCUUCCUGUCAGAGGGGAAAUGCGUGUCCGUAUGCCCAGACGGUUACUACGGCGACGAAGACACAAAUGACUGUGAAGAGUGUCACACAGACUGCGAGUCGUGCAGUGGCCCCCACGUCCACGACUGUGCUUCCUGUGAAGAGGGCAAAACACUGGAAAUUGGACAGUGUGUGUCUGACGAGGACAUAUGUCCAUUUGGGACCUUUCGCAGUGAGGAUGGCGAGUGUGAGGAUUGUCACCCGUCUUGUGAGUCCUGCUCCGGAGAAGACAGGGACCAGUGUGCAAAAUGUGCAAAAGGGCGCUUCCUGACAUCUCAGCAAACAUGCGUGUCAAAAUGUCCCGGGGCUUUUUUCGGCGGCCGGCUGAGCGGCGAGUGCGAGCCGUGCCCCGCCGGCUGUUUGCAUUGCCUGGACUCUGAGCGUUGCACCCGCUGCCUGAACCAUCCCAGGGCGCCGUUCUUCCUGCAGGACGGCCAGUGCCUUCAGAAGUGUGUCAGGGGUUAUCCUGCUGGCCAGGUGUGUCGAAGUUGUACGGCAGGUUGUGCGUCCUGCGAGAAGAACGCCACCUACUGCCUGAGCUGUGAGGAACCUCUGCUGCUCCAAAAUCACCAGUGUGUGGACCAGUGUCCUCCGGGUCACACAGUCCGGCUCGACGAGUGCCAUCAAUGCCCUGCAGCCUGCGACGAGUGCAGCCCCCUCGGGGAGUGCACAGCCUGUGAGGAGUAUCAUUUCCUCCACGAAGGCCUGUGCAUGGCCGAGUGCCCCGACAGCUUCUUCGGCGAUGACGAGAGACGGGAGUGUUUGCGCUGUCAUGGCGACUGUGAUUUGUGUGAUGGUCCCAACGAUAACGACUGCGAUGCUUGCGCCGACCCCUGGGCGAUACUGUACAAUGGAGCGUGUGUGCCUGUGUGUCCUUCUCAUACCUUCAUGGACGCCGUGACAGGAGAAUGUAAAGACUGUGACGCCUCCUGCCUUACCUGCGUGGGCCCCUUGGCUGCCUCCUGCUCCGGCUGCAGAGGGGACCACCGGCUGGAGGAGGAAGAGGAGGAAGAGGGCAGAGGCCGCUGCGUGCUGCUGGCCGACGAGUGUUCGCCGCAUCAGUAUCCCGACACGCAGGGAGGAUGCCUCCCUUGUCACAAAUACUGCCAGCGCUGCUCGGGUCCUGAGAAGAGCCACUGCUUGAGCUGCAAGCUGAGACAUCUCCUCCUCAAUGGCACCUGCGUGGAUCAAUGCCCGCCGGAUCACUACGCCGACGAGUUGCGUCAGAAAUGUGAUGCGUGCCACCCGACAUGUCAGUCCUGCGUGGGAAAACACCGUCACGAGUGUCUGACCUGCAGGGACCGCCUGUUUCGAGACGGCAAAGAAUGCAUGGAGACGUGUCGCCACAAUCACUAUGGCAACGCGGCCUCCAGGACAUGCGAGCCUUGCCACCCAAGUUGCGUGGAAUGUUCAGGGGGAGGAGCCGGCGGCUGCCUUAGCUGUGCCCCGGGUCUGGUCUACUUGCAAGGAGAAGGCCGCUGCCUUGCCGUGUGUCCUGAGGGGUUCUACAUCCAUGUCGAGAACUUAUCCUGCGAGCGUUGUCAUGCCAGCUGUGCAUCGUGCUCAGGGAAGAGCGCGCACUCCUGUGACUCCUGUGGACCAGGUUACCUCCUUUUAGGCGGGACGUGUGUGUCAGUGUGCCGCACAGGGACGUACCCACUAAUGAAGGGUUCCGGCCACACUUGUGAGGACUGUGACCGCUCCUGCCUUCAAUGUCGAGGGCCCGGCCACGCAGACUGCACCGUGUGUGGCACGCAGGCCAUCUUGGAAGCCGGGGGACGCUGUCUGCUCUGUUGCCAACACGAGGAGGACGAGGGAGCGGAGACCAGGGCAACGCACGACUGUUGUAACUGCACGGAAACGAGAGGCGAGUGCGUCCUCAGCACCAACUUGGCGUUCCGGAACGAGGAGGAGGAAGAAGAGCAGAGCGGAAAUCUGGCGGUCUUCAUCAUCGCCUGCGUCUUGCUGGUGGCCGCGCUCGUCGCCGCCAUCUUCCUCAUCCGGCACUCCCGCUCCAAGAGGACGCCCUCCGACGCUCCCGCUCGGGGUUACGAGCAGCUGGGCUCCGACGGCCACACCAGCUCCUCCUCCAACGCUUCCCACGGGGGACGCUGCAAAGACACUCAGCUGGUCGACUUCCGCCGACGCCACUUGGGCGGUAAGGACGAGGAAGACGAGGAGGACGAGGAGGACAUCGUCUACAUGGGCCAGGAUGGAACUGUCUACAGGAAGUUCCGCUACGGACAACUGGGAGAGGACGAGGACGAUUUGGAGUAUGACGACGAGAGCUGCACUUAUAGAUGAAGCAUGGGAGAUGUCCCCCCUGUUAAUACUUCAAAUAGUAUUGUGCAAAAGUCUUGGGUCACCUACAAAACAUGUCCUCCAGUCUAAAAGACGCCUUCUUCCGUGUCUGUUGACUAAAUACAAAGUAGGUAAUAAGUAUGUCGCUAAACAAAAAAGCAGCAUCCACCAUCAUGAAAACCAACAAAUAUAAUAUUAUGUUCUUUCCCCUUAUUUUUCUUUUCUUUUAAACUCGCACAUAUUCUCAUACUACGGUAAAAAUUCUCAGCAUUUAUUCAACCUAAACCGCAAAAAGGACGGGAAGCAGGCAAUAAUGGAGAGUGGCUUUUGAUUCUCUCAUUUGAAAACAAAUAAUUUAGAGCAGGUUAGUGUGAAAAGGAGGCAACAUUUUUGAAUUAAAAAAACUGCUGUUCUAAAUGUGUCCACUAGAUGUCAAAAUAGCAAUUAUUUUUAUAUUUUUAGAUGAUGCUACAUAUGUGCAAAAUAAACCACAUCAUGUUAGUGCACUCGUCGAGGAAAAUGACUAAACUACAUAAAUAACAUCCUGUAUUUUGUUUCUGAUAUUAUUUUUUUUAUCUUGAUAGAUUGAAAAUGAACACCAAUGAGUUGACUGAUGAAUUUUAUCAGAUAAUUUAUUCAGAAAGUAGAGAUGAGGACAAAUAAAGAUAGAAUACCCAAUAACUGCAACAUGUAAAUGUAAAGAAAAAAGAAAAAACAUUAAUAUUUGUACAUUUUCAGAAUGUGCUUUUCUUAUUUUUAAACAAAGAAAAUAAUCUGAAGUUGUCUUUAUUUUAAGUUAUUGUGCCGUGAUUCACCAGUCCGGCCCACUUGGGAGUAGAUUUUUGUCCAUGUGGCCCCUGAUCUAAAAUGAGUUUGACACCCCUGAUUUAGAGAAUGAAUAAGCAGUUAUCGUAUUUUUCGGACUAUAUUUAAAACCCUUUCAUUUUGUCAAAAAUCGACAGUGCGACUUAUAACCCGGUGCGCCUAAUGUACGUAAUAGUUCUGGUUGUGCUUAUCAACCUCCAAUCAAUUCUAUUUAGUACACGGUGUAAUAAGUGUGACCGGUAGAGGGCAGUCACACAUCAUUUUAAUUUUCCUGAAGGAAUAAAUAAAGUACUAUCUAUCUAUAAGAUAUAUGUGGACUGCAGGUUGACGCCAGUUCAUUCACUAUGAGAGACGAGCAUACACGUUUUUUUACGAUUUUAAAGACGAUAAAAAACGUUUGUAGCCUUCAAAACCCUCCAGCAACAUUUAAUAAUACACACUGCAAGUCCAUAUAAUGUAGUAAAAGACACGUUCAUAACGAUAUGUAAUAUGUUCAAUAUUUACCGUAUUUUGAUCGUUUUAAUCGUUUCCAGGACUGAUUUAUUUUGCGCAUUGAUUUCUGUUUCCAUAGCAGCGCACGUCUGACUUCUGGCAACAUGUGAGUUCUUACUUCCAGAAUCAAACAACAGUGUGUUUUAAUAAUGGCAGACAUUAUAAAAAACAACAAAGAUGACUGUUUUUGGACAAAUGAGGAUUCACAACCUUAUACUUUUGAAGCUAAAUGUACUGCUGCUUAUAGAAGCAAGCACGGAGGAAGAGGCAUUGGAGCAGACGGAAGCCGGGAGAGUGAGGUGAAAGUGUCUUUGACGCUAUAAAUAUAGAACUUGGAGCCAAGCUAUUUCGACAUAAAUGGAUUGCUUACCCAAAAUAAACAAGAAAUGUCUCUGGCCAGCUGGACCACACAAAUAACAGUCCAUCGAGUGAGUCACUUUAAUAUCCACCAAUCUCAAAGCAAUUUUAUUUGGUAGAUGGUGUAGUGAUAAGUCUGACCAUAGGAUACCUGUGGACUGCAGGUUAACGCCAGUUCAAUAAAUGACGCUAGCAAGUACCCGUAAGCUAGCAACACGAAAACGUUGAUGUUUCGUUGAGAAUAUAGAACAUUACACACAGCGCUGAAAAAUCUGUCAACAUUUUUUAGUACGACUUUGGUAAGCUACGAAGCCGCAUCGCUUGAUGCUUCAACAGACGGACCAUAUGGUGUUUAAGGACCCCAAAAUGGCACCUAUUAGGAGAAAUAAUAGGCAAAACCAACUUUUCUUACCUAUAGGUACCUGCUGUUGUGUACUUUAUAUCGGCAUAAUUUCCCAAAAAUUGCGCCGUAGUCAAAAAGCUACUUUUUUGUCUCCAUCUAUACUCUUGUGGGGCAUUCAUUCUCCACUGUUACCAUUUCUAAUACAAAGUAAUGUACUGAUCUAACUUGUAUCUGUCAGUAUACUCACUAUUGAAGUGCUAAAAACUACCAGUACAGCAAAGAUGAUGGUGGUAAGACGCUGUCGAAAUUGAGCCACGUAAAUAAGACCGCACACCAAACGGCGCAUCCUGAAGAGUCAGAAAGCGGCUUGAAGUUGGUCUUUAAAACAUAAUUUAUGCAACAUUUUGACUUAAGAACCACCAUUACAUGUUAUGUAGAACACAAUAAAGUGUUUUAAACGUAGUCAAAAAUCAUAAUAAGAACCCUGUAAUGCGCCUUUUGUGUGAAAAUAGAUCUGAAUAGACCCGCUCAUCAGCAGAUUGCCUUGUAAUCUGGUGCGCCUUAUGGUCAGUCAAACACGGCACUCACUCUAUUAUGGAAGACUUGACAGUUACUUGCAUUGAUUGUAGUAUGGUUUGUUUUAUUUUAUUGAUCAUUAGUCAUGUGUGAAGAAACCUAAAAUGUUGUUUAAUAUUAUUCUUAAAAUGUGUUUAUAUUGUUUAGGUGAUGGCCUCCUUCAAAAUAAACACCUCCAGGCCACAAUAUGAGGAAGUAUUUGUUUUUAAUUUGCUGUCCUGCUUUAUAUGUGCAUUCACUGGCUUGUAAAUUGAAAAUAUACAACAAGGACGGACAGAAGAAUUGGGACAGUAUUUAAACUAUAUCAGUUGAUGUACUCAGAAGUGUGUCCCAAUACUUUUGUGACUGUUGAAAUAAAGUUUUAGGA